Molecule: messenger RNA, 2311 nt
Organism: Xiphophorus hellerii (green swordtail)
Lineage: Eukaryota; Metazoa; Chordata; Actinopteri; Cyprinodontiformes; Poeciliidae
Product: tectonic-3-like
Exons: 15
Coding region: 242-2143 (633 amino acids)
Biological process (GO): smoothened signaling pathway; cilium assembly
Source: RefSeq, a predicted model, not a curated record
GUUGGGACGACAACUUCCUUGGUAACAAGCAGCUUGCUUGGAGAUGCCUGGUUAGCAUGUAGCUAAAUGUUACUUCGGAGGAUAUUUUCUGAAAUUUCUUAAUUACUAAUAUAUGAAACAGAGUGCAUGUUUGGCGUUAUGGGUGUAGCGGAAACUAAGCUGUAAAACUAACAUUGUUUUUACAGCUGAUUUAACUAUUUAGCUCCGGAUCCGUUCACCGAACCAUGUCUCCGCUAGCCAAAUGAUUAUUAGCCGUUUGAAUUCACUUCACGUCCUCCUCCUGUGUGGACGUUUGGCUCUCUCAGCCACAGAUGUAGUGGUCACUGACUCUACCAUCUCCAGCCAAACAAAUGGGGGCCCUUUCAGUUCACCCACCCCGACUUACGGGGUGGGUGAACAGACCCACCCCGUAAGCCGGGGUGGGUCCUCUGUGGCCCCCGUAACAGAGGGUGUUACGGGGGCUUCCUCUGUGGCCCCCGUAACACCCUCUGUUGCGGGGGCCACAGAGGAAGCCACUCUUUAUCCCACUUUGGGCACAGAAACUCCGUCUCCUACCACCGUCCGAACUCCGAUGUCAUCACAGGGCGACCCACAGAUUUGUCUCUGUGAUUUAACUCCUGACUUCUGCGACAUCGGCUGCUGCUGUGACACAGCUGAUUGUGAUGUUGCCAACCUAACCACCGUCUUCACCGGCUGUCCAAAAGAAGACGUGAAACGAGUUUGCAUCGAAAAAUGGCUGAUGUUCAGAGCCAACGUGGAUCCAUCACUCGUCACGGUGACGGACACAUUGUUUUGUGUUCAGGCAGCAGCAGCAGCAGAAGCAGCAGCAGAACCGCCGUCUCUUCCUGCUUUGACUCGGUUUCCAGCGACAGGUGAUGUCUACCAUUUCUCACCUCGAGAAUAUCCGAUCCCAGCAUACAGGAGACAUUUUCACCAGGUUGAUGAUCUUAUCCAGACGUGUUGGUACAACUUCUCAGUGCAAGGCUUCCUAAAUCAGCCGGCCCCUGGUGCCGCCUCUUCCUUCUGCUUCAACCGUAACCCUGCAAAGUUUUUGAGAUCUACGUCGCUCUCUUGCACCCGGAUGGUGACCUCUCAGUCCUGCACCACCGAUCCGGAUCUCAGCUCCAGCUCUUACUAUUUUAACAUGAGUCUCGUAACGGUUCCAACAACGGACACCAUGAAAAUAACAUCAGAUCUUUUGGUCCCUGUUACACCGCUGUCUGACUGGCCUGCACCUGUCAAGCAAAACGGCUUUUGUUUAAAUGUUGUGAAGACGGUACAGUUUUUGGUUUACUACACACCCAAAGGGGAGCUGACGAACGCCUCCAUCAACUUCACCCUGAUUGACGUUCCUCUUCAGCAGCUGGUGCUCCAGACACACUCUGUAGAAUUUCAACGGGACACACCCAGACCCACUUCUGUGAAACCAAAACCACCUGCAGUUGGACUGAGCGAGGGAUCUGCUGUCAUGGCGCUUAUUGACGGAGAAAUGCAGCCGUUGAAGUCACUUGGCGUGUCAGACGGUGGCAGGUGUUCCUCCGAUCCCAGCAGGCUAUCGUCCAUCCUCUUCACACACAACACCAUCAAUGGCUGCACAUUCAGUUCUGAAACUCAGAAUUGCACUGAGCUGCGUUCACAGAUUUAUGAGAUCUUCCGAGGAUCCACUGCUCCAGAUGAGAUCGCCAUGAACUCGGGCCUCCAACCGAACUGGACGAGAGUUCUGAUACAGGACUGUCAGAUCGAUCCGCAGGAGUCAUGUGAAUCUGGCUGCAACCUUCCUCUCUCUUUCUCCAUCCAAAUUGUUUGGGCUCGUCAGGGAUUCAUCGAGGUUCCUCAGAACCACAUCCUGGGAGCCAAAUUUCUCUUCCGCUGUCAAAAAGUCCAGUGUCCGUUAUCAUCUCCUCUCACCCUGACGGCCAAAGCCACGUUCGUAGAAACCACAGUUUACCCAGAAGCCCCCAGAGGGGUUCCUCAGCCUCACUGGAGGUUUCCGUUCGGCUUCUUCAUGCGAGGCGCCGCGGAGCUGGACGGCCAUCUUGAUACGAACGGCUGCGGCGCUGAGAAGGUCACAUGGAGUUUAAUGGUGUUCCCACUGUUGCUGCUAUCAGAGUUAGGAUUCCUCACGUUACAGAACGUAACGUGAAAUUUUUUAAUUGUGCAGCUAUUUUUCAAAAAUAAAACACUAUUUUACAUAACAAAUGCACAGAAGAGGAUUAGGGCCAAUGGAAAAGAAUUCAGGCUUUAAUCCCUGAGAUUAAAGCCUGAAUUCUGACUUUAAUCUCAGAAUUCUGACUUUUAUUUCUGAAUUCUG